Messenger RNA from Chiroxiphia lanceolata (lance-tailed manakin), 3154 nucleotides. It is a transcript of the gene GAS2L3, whose product is annotated as growth arrest specific 2 like 3. The record is from RefSeq and is a predicted model, not a curated record. Gene Ontology annotation, cellular component: actin filament. The transcript is spliced from 12 exons. The coding region runs from base 571 to 2715 and encodes 714 amino acids. Lineage: Eukaryota; Metazoa; Chordata; Aves; Passeriformes; Pipridae. Gene Ontology annotation, molecular function: microtubule binding; cytoskeletal adaptor activity; actin filament binding. Gene Ontology annotation, biological process: actin crosslink formation.
GCACGGGACCGGACAGUAUAGGAUAGCGUGGAAGGUGCGGAGCGCCUGAGCGGCGGCGGGCCCGGCCUGGAGGCCGUGGCAGGGUCCCGCUCGCGUCCGUGCCUCAGGCGCGCAGCUCCGGAACGGCGGCGCUCGGUGUAUCCAAGGCCUUUGUUGCCAUUUGGAAGGAGAGAGUGUGCUCACUGCGUGCUCACUCACUUCAUGGAGAGGUGCGGAAAGGCAGACCCUGAGGAGAGCAAUCAGCGUGCAUGAAUCCUUUUGAUGCAGGGAACCCAACCGGUUUUAGAAGAAGUCAGACUGGGUUAUGACUCUGCCUGGUACUGCAGCAUUCACCUCACCAGAACACCUUCUGCACCUUUGCAGGCUGACUACUUGAAGGUGGCAGACGUCUGGGUCUUCUCAUCCUAUGCCUCUCCCAGUAAGUAAAAUAAAAGGAAGGGGAAAGAUACCAAUUGGAGUGUCUCUGAUAAAGUCUGAGAAGUGCUAUCAGUUGUGCUACAGGGAAGUGGUUUCAGCCUGAAAACGAACUGGUUGCUUGUUUGCUAGUCACAGAGAGAGAAACGAAUGUAAAUGCAGGUGACCAUGCAGAAUGCAGUUCAGGUGUGGUUUGGAGAUGACCUUCCCUUAACUCCCCGAAGUCCUCUGACUCCCAGACACGGGCCAGGUUUGGCAGAUGUGUGCCUGUAUGACCAAUGGAUAUCUGUGCGGCAUGAAGCAACUUUGGUGCCUAUGCAAGAAGAUCUGUCCAUUUGGCUGUCUGGCUUGCUGGGAAUGGAAGUCAAAGCAGAACAACUGCUAGAAGAACUUGAUAAUGGGGUAUUACUCUGCCAGUUGGUUGGUGUUCUUCAAAACACAAUUAAAAAAUGUUGUAGCUCAAAUAACUUAAGGAAUUUUCCUAUGAGAAAAGUUCCAUGUAAGAAGGAUGCUCCAUCAGGAUCUUUUUUUGCCAGAGAUAAUACAGCCAACUUUCUUAACUGGUGUAGGGCCAUUGGAGUUGAGGAGACUUACCUAUUUGAAUCUGAAGGUUUAGUUUUGCACAAGGAUCCAAGACAAGUGUAUCUUUGUCUGUUGGAAAUUGGACGCAUUGUAUCCAAGUAUGGAGUUGAACCUCCUGUACUUGUAAAACUAGAGAAGGAAAUUGAGCUAGAAGAAACCCUACUGAUGACCUCUGGGCCACCAUCACCUAUUAGCACAGCAAAGUCAUGUUGUCACCAUGGGGAGCUACAUGAGGCAGUAAAACAUAUAGCAGAAGAUCCUCCCUGCAGUUGUUCCCAUCGGUUUUCAAUUGAAUACUUAUCAGAGGGACGUUAUAGACUGGGAGAUAAAAUACUCUUCAUAAGAAUGCUACAUGGCAAGCAUGUGAUGGUACGUGUUGGUGGAGGCUGGGACACUCUUCAAGGUUUUCUGCUCAAAUAUGAUCCAUGCCGAGUGCUUCAGUUUGCAACUCUGGAACAAAAAAUCCUUGCUUUUCAGAAAGGGGUCACCAGUGACAGUAUCCCUAACUCAUCAGCUAGGAAUCAGGAGCCUCCCGUUAUGAAUCCAAUGUCAGCUGUCAAUAUGUUCCAAAAGCAGCCAUCAAAAGUCACUGCUCCUGUUUUAGCUGUUGGGGCUGGUGCCAAGAAGGCUUUAUCUAAACAUCCUCAGUCCCCUGCUCUGGUAUCACCAAGAAUGCCAGUGCCCCCAUCUUCCACACCCAAGUCAUCAACAGUCAGGUCCAAAUUACAAGGGUCUUCAGCAACAGGUGUGCAGUCUCCUUUCAAAACAUUAGCUGGUACCUCAAAGAAACUGGAGUCUCCUGCAUGCAGCUCACCAGCUUCUGCUUCUUCACAGCCUGUAAGCAAAAGUUCUUCAUGUGCAGGAACAAGAAGAGCUCUAGUUCCCUCCGAAACAGUGCGCAAACGUAUUUGGUCCCCUGAUGUUCCCAAGGUGAAAUUUGCCCCGCCUCAGGGUGCCGCAGCACCAGCACUCCAUCCUACCCUCUCAUCCUCUAAAAAACAGCUGUCUCAUUUGUCUGAGACAGCUGAAACAAUGGCUUCAAAGCAGAAGCGUGCCCCUGCUAAAUGCAAACCUGUAUCUGUCACUAAAACCAAAGCGAAUUCAGUCGCUCCAAGGGCUGCUCGGCCGCCUGUGACAAAUCUGCGUGCUGUUGCCAAGUUUGCACAUUCUCAGCAGCUCCUUGCAAAACCUCCUUCUGAAAAUGCUAUUCAGAUCUCGGGAGCUGCAUCUCAGAAUCCUCAGAAAGCCCUACGAACAACUUCUGACCUGGCAAGGAAUUUGAAAAGUGCAUCGGUCCUCUCCGCUUCUGCACCUUCCCUUGCAGUUAGCAAAGCAUCAAAGUCACCACCUUCACUGAUACCUACAAGCAAACACGUAUUAUCAGCUGUCAGUAAGCAGCCAAAUAUCAGUAAUCCCCCUCUGGUUGGGCCCUCUUUAUCCAAACCUCCUGAACGUACCCCCUUAUCUGUUGUACGACUUCCUCAAACUUCUGCCAAAGUGGCAAUGACCAAAAAGUCAGCACAGCCUUCCACAAAAGGUCAGCCUUCAGCCAAAAACUUGCAAACAAACAAAAGCCUGGCCCCAGUAGCCAAGAAGCCUCUCCCAAAGGAACAGUCACGUAACAAAGGAACACCUGAUGUGUCAAAAGUUCCUCUUAUGAAGAGCAGGCAAGAUGAUCACUAUUUUGUUAUGACAGGGAGUAAAAAGCCCAGAAAGUAAACUUUAUUUUGUUCAAAAUAAGUUUAUGAAACACUGAGGACAAGGAAAAAAUGUUAAGUAACACUACAUUUAACAUGAAAUAUUAGGUAUAACCUACAUUUUGCGCAUAACUUACUGUAAGAACUGUGUUUAUUUUGCAAUUAGAAACUUCUAUUUGGAUAUAUUUAGAAGUGAGCUUGCUUGCUGUGUAGCACUGUGGAAUAGAAAAUAUUCCUGACCUGCUGGUUUAAAAGUAAAGUGGAGGUAGAAGUGAACGUAACUCAACAGAGAUUACAAGUCAGAGUUACAAUUUCCUAAUAAGAGAUUACAAUAAAUUAAAUGAUACAGAGAAAACUGUUUUUCACGCCCCACAAACAGAUAUAUAACCCUGGGACAAGAACAGAACAGUGUUCAGUCCCUGUGCUGAUCACUACGUGGCCCCCCUGAGUGUAAAGUAAAA